ACAGAGCAAGGUAGAGAGGGAGGGAAGGAGGACAGGGAGAGAGGGAGGGGCAUGCAGAUAAAGAACAGUGCACCAUUUGGGAGCUCUGCGCCCUCGCUUAAACGCUCUCACCUCUCCCCUCUUCCUCCCCUCCCUCCCACCAACACCAUAACCACAGCCAUCUCUCUCUAGUGCGUGCACCACCAGGACCCUCGCCAUGAUCCCAUGAACGGCAAGAAGAAGGGGAGAUAGAUAGUUUGGUAGGAUACAUAGGAGCUAGGUAGGAAGUAGCGGAGCAGCAGCAGGGGCGGCAGUAGGGAUGUACAAGAACCAGCUGCAGGAGCUGGCGCAGAGGAGCUGCUUCAGCCUGCCGUCGUACGUGUGCACGCGCGAGGGGCCCGACCACGCGCCGCGCUUCCGGGCAGCCGUCACCUUCAACGGCGAGACCUUCGAGGGCCCCAGCGGCUGCACCACGCUCCGCCAGGCCGAGCACGCCGCCGCCGAGGUCGCCCUCGCCCGCCUCUCCCUCCGCGGGCCCUCCACCUCCCUCGCCGCCCGGGUCCUCGAUGAGACGGGGGUGUACAAGAACCUGCUGCAGGAGACCGCGCACCGGGCGGGGCUGAAGCUGCCGGCGUACACCACGGUGCGGUCGGGCCCGGGCCACUCGCCUGUGUUCGCCUCCACCGUCGAGCUCGCCGGGAUGAGCUUCGCGGGCGACCCCGCCAGGACCAAGAAGCAGGCUGAGAAGAACGCCGCCAUGGCCGCCUGGUCCUCCCUCAAGCAGAUGCCGGAGGCGCGCAAGGAGCCAGGCGCCGGCACCGGCGAGGAGCAGGAGCACGUGGUCGUCGCCAGAGUGCUCGCCGCGCUGAAGCCACGUGUCGACAGCGACGGCAAGGGCUCUUCUCCCUCUGCGCUUCCGAACCCGUCGCUGUACAGACACCAAUGGCGGCCUCGGAACACCCCUGCUCAGCCGCGGGCGGUCCCCAUGCAGCCGGCCGGCCCCAAGAUACUGCCUCCCCUGCACCUGCUUCAGCAACAGGCGUCGAGCUCCAGGGACGCCGCGGCCGUCGAGCUGGUGCGGCUGCUGGAGAGGGCCAUGUUGAGAGACAGGGCCGCGGAGGCAAUGCCGCCGUCACCGUGCUACUACGCGCCUGCCUCGGCGUACCACCACGGCGGCGCGCCGAGAUCCUUCGCCGCGGGCGGGUUCCACGCACCGGCAGUGAGCGUGCGGUCAGUGAUCCCCGUGUGCGCCGCUCCGCCGCCGCCGCCGCCUCCGGCGGCCAAGAAGUUGGAACGGAAUGGACCAGCAACAGGAGCAGAAGCUGGAAAGAGAGUGUGAGCCUCAUGGCAGCCUUUGAAGUGCAAGAAGAGGCGAAGAAAUUAGUAGCUAUAUACGAGUCUGGAUCUUGGUUCUUGCAGGGGAAUUUUGAUCGCAACUUUUUCUGUACCAAAAGUUAUGUACGAGGUCAACUACGCAUC
Molecule: messenger RNA, 1458 nt
Organism: Phragmites australis (common reed)
Lineage: Eukaryota; Viridiplantae; Streptophyta; Magnoliopsida; Poales; Poaceae
Product: double-stranded RNA-binding protein 3-like
Exons: 3
Coding region: 299-1318 (339 amino acids)
Molecular function (GO): double-stranded RNA binding
Source: RefSeq, a predicted model, not a curated record